Molecule: messenger RNA, 1080 nt
Organism: Sycon ciliatum
Lineage: Eukaryota; Metazoa; Porifera; Calcarea; Leucosolenida; Sycettidae
Exons: 1
Coding region: 1-1080 (359 amino acids)
Source: RefSeq, a predicted model, not a curated record
AUGAGUAACAGUAAUAGUCCUGAGAACGUCAUUAUUAAUUUUAGUAGUGAUGAGGAAGGGGGAGAUAGACAGAUUACUGUGCCAGUCACUGAUGCACGUGUUAGAGCUGAUGCACGCACCAAUUUAGAUGCACACACCACUGGAGAUGCACGCACUGAGUUAGAUGCACGCACAUCAGCCAACACAGACGCACACACAGAGACAGGCACACACACAGUAGGCGCAGACAGCCUGGACGCCGAAGCCGCACAUCUGGCACGUCUAGCGCAGUCUGAGUCUACUGUGACACACCAGCAUGAUGAGCUUGGCGACAUUCGUGUCGACCUUGACUACAUAUGGGGGAAAUAUGCCCAAUUAUUCACACCCAUUGUAGACACAUUUGUCAAACACUGCAAGCUCUACACCAAAGCAGUCAAUGCACUAUUUGAUGCAGAGGUGAGACUUGCGCAAUUCAGACCGCCACUCUCAUUGGCUCAUAAGCCCAAGACCACCGGGGACACGAAGCUAGAUGAACAAAUAGCGCAGGUUACAGCCAGAUGUAACCAGGAAAUUUGCAUUUUGCUAGCGGAGUCUAGGAGGGUAUCAUGCAUUGAGGCGAAAAAGGCACUGAGUGACUGUAAGCACUCACUCCCAGCAGCAGUACGACAUGUCGUCCAGACCGAGCUGGUCGUUUCUCCACGCAUUGAUGUUGAUGAACUGGCUGGACGCAUUAGGAGCCAUGCUGAAUGCCUUGCCGACGCACCAGCACCACCGCCCGGUGAAAAUAGUACUGCCAACAAACCAGUUGUGACACCUGCCCCACCCCAACAGCAGCGACAACAACAGCCGCAGCAGCAGCAACAGCAGCAGCGUAAGACGCCACGCAAGCAACAACAUCAGCAGCCAGUAACGCCGAGGCAGCAGCAACAGCAGACGCCGAAGCAGCAUCGUCGUCGACCUUCGAAUCACGACGUUCAACCCACGUCUGAACAACAGGCAACGACUAGCUCAGCACGCCGUACGCAACGCCGCCGUCCACAGCAGGCCUCAACGCCGCAACCGGUACGACGCUCGGCGCGCAACGCCCCGGCCGAUCGCUAG